Molecule: messenger RNA, 14460 nt
Organism: Paramuricea clavata
Lineage: Eukaryota; Metazoa; Cnidaria; Anthozoa; Malacalcyonacea; Plexauridae
Source: the annotation of a GenBank genome assembly
AUGAGACUAUUUGAUUAUAACCAAGAUGGCUUUAUUCAGAAACAAGAGCUAAGAAGAGUUUUGGAAAACUUUUGUUUCAGAAUGACUGAUUUACAAUUUGAAAGGUAUUAUCACUUGUAAAGAAUAGUUUGUGUUUGAACUCUGACGUUUGUGUCUGGAAAAGAUAUCUAAAUGUGGAGGUCCAGUGUAGGUAAUAAGCUGUCGUGGUUUAUGUCUGAACUACCUGAAAAAGAUAUCUCAAACGUGGUGAUCCAGUGUAGGUAGUAUUCUAGAUUAAUGAAUUCAUAAACCUUGUGGCAGAUCAUGUCAGCCAUAAUAUGUCACGUGGAGUCGUGGAGUGACUUUAUAUCUAAUAAAGCAUGUGACAUUAUAUAAUUGUUCAUCCUAAUUAGUAUGAUUAUAUAAUGGUCCAUCCUAAUUAGUAUUCUUUUGUAGUCGUAUUUUAGCUAUUCAAAACACGAGUAGGAGUGUUUUAUCAGACAUAAAACGCUCGGCUACGCCUCGUGUUUUAUAUCUGAUAAAACACUCCUACUCCUGUUUUAAACAGUACAUAAACUGCCGUGGUUUGUGUCUGAAUUACCUGAAAAAGAUAUCUCGAACGUGGUGGGCCAGUGUAGGUAGUAUUCUACAAUAAGCUAGCUGUCUUCUGCGUUAACCAAUGGUCUUCUCUAUCAUGUAGAUUGUGGGCCAAGUAUGGCAAGGCCAACAAUGGCAGCAUGUUGAACUAUACGGAUUUUCUUGGGGAGCUGGCGGUUGCCAAAACAAGUCUUCAAGAAGGUAUGUGUUAAAAACUAUAUCAAUAGCCAUGUUUAUACCUUAAAACGUAUGUUCUUCUUUACUGUAUAAACUUUCCAACAUUUUGUUUUGCAGAAAAGCCUACAGAGAAUGGAGCAAAAAGAUCCCUUGUUUCCCAAAAUGGAGCAAAGAGGUCCCUUGUUACCCACAGCCUUCCCACAUCACCACCUCCAGAAAAUUACAUCGAACAAACUUUCAGGGAAAAAGUAAUGCCCGAGUUUGCAAGUUUUCUAUCAGCUUCAUUUAUACUCCGUACCAGGUUAUCCGUGUGGACGAGCCACUUGAGCAAAUGAGUUUAUAAUCUGUGCCAAGUCAUUUUUUAAUACCAUGGACUGGUGAGGCAUUUGCCCCACUGGGCCCCUUCCUCUGCCCCACCACUGAAGAAACAAAUGGCCUAUUGCCCCAAAGCAUGCAGGGCCCUGAGACCUGUAUUGAGUAAAUGAGUUUAACAUUGAAAAGAAGUUUAAAAAACAAAAUUUGUUGGUCAUUAUACUUAAACUUAUGUUAUGUUUGAAUGUUUAGCAUGCAAUUUAUUAAAAAUUUCACCAUUAAAACUUUGUUUUGAGAAGCUGAGAUUUUUUUCAAUGUGUUCUCAGAAUGCAGGAAAUGCUAUGUCAGAGACCCAAAUUUUAAAAAUUUCCUGGGGGGCAUGCCCCAGGUUCACCCCCCCCCCUAGCUAACUCGUGCCUGCGGUACUCUGCUCACACCUUCGGCGAUCGCAUACUAUGCUGGCCCGGGAAGGCAAGGAAAUUGGGUCCUUUGGCAGUUUUGCCCCACCACUGAAGAAUCCUUAAAAAAUGCACUGAUAUGUGCAUCGUCUGCGGUUGCCAACCAUCGGAUAAUGAUUUUUUUAACCAUUGUAAAUUAUAUAAUACUAGUUUUGUUUGUUGGAACACCACGUAAAUUUAUUUUACUGCAAAGCUUUCCAUCACACAUUAUUAGCUCUGAUGAAGAUCCGGGCUUACGUGUCCAAAGCUUUGCAGUAAUAAAUUUACGUGGUGUUUCUACAAACAAAAAGUAUUAUAUAUUAGAGACAAAGGAUCAUCGCUCGGACGUCCAAAUUCUCCUUAUAUUUUUCAGGUAGUUGCAUCCCUGUCAAUGAAAGCUUGUUUUUAUGUAAAUUUUUCUAUCUAAUGUCAUGUGUAUUAUUAUUAUUAUUUAAUCUUAUUUGGAAACGGUAACCCUUCAGAUCUACUAACAUCUGAUUUCCAAGGGGCCGUUUACAGUAAUACAAUAAAAAUAUAUAUAAAAAGACAUUAAAGAACUAACCUAACACAAUACAGGAGCUAUUUACAAACAAAUGACAUAAUUAGAUUCUAUUUACUGUUCGCACAUUUCGUCUAUUCGUAAUAAAUUAUAAUCAGCUCGAGAGAAUUGUUUUAAUUGCCAAAUAGGCCUUUCCCCUUUUGAGUGAAAUUUUGAUCUGGAUAAAAAUUUCAUCACAGCUUGAAAGAGUAUCACAAAAUUAGUAAUAUUCCAAAGUUUCGUUGCGAAAUGUUGUAAAAUGCGGAUAAUAUAGCCUUGCGAAGUUUGCCGUUUUUCAGUCAUUUUGCAUUACGCGGGGGAAAUUGAUAAUCAGAUGAUCAAACUGAUUAUCAAUUUUCCAUUUGUAAUACAAAAUGACUGAAAAACGGCAAACUUCGCAAGGCUAUAUUAUCCGCAUUUUACAACAUUUCGCAACGAAACUUCGGAAUAUUACUAAUUUUGUGAUGCUCUUUCAAGCUGUGUUUGUCUAGACUUGUCUAGAUCAAAAUUUCACUCAAAAGGGGAAAGGUCUAUUAUAACGUGUAAUUUCUUUACUUUAGUUUCUUGCGAAUUACGUGGUAAUAUAUCGAGCUGUGAUGAUUCUGGACCAUCGAGCAACUGGCUAUGUUCCUUUGAGCGAAUUUAAGAAGAUCAUUGUCAAGUAUACUGUUUCAAUGCCAGACACUUUAUUUCAUUCUCUACUGCAACGGUAAGAUAUAGAUCAUUUUACCUUUUUUUUACCGUUUUGUUUGUUUGCAUUUGUGUUUGUUUGGUUGGUAAACCUUGGUCAAAUGACAACAAGAGUUGUUGAGAGUUGAGAAGCGAGAGUUUGCAUGAGAGUUGUUGAGAGUUGAGAAGCGAGAGUUUGCAUGAGAGUUGUUGAGAGUUGAGAAGCGAGAGUUUGCAUGAGAGUUUUCUCAACUCUCAUGUCCUGAUCAAAUGAGAACAAGAGUGAGUUGUAUGAGAGUUGAGAAGCGAGAGUUUGCAUGAGAGUUUUUCUCAACUCUGAUGUCCUGGUCAAACGAGAACAAGAGUUGCAUGAGAGUUGAUGAGAGUUGAGAAGCGAUAGUUUGCAUGAGCCGUGAGUUUUCUCAAUAUUUGAAAAGGGAGUUUUGCUAUUUGAAAAGGGAGUUUUGCUAUUUGAAAAGGGAGUUUUGCUAUUUGAAACGGAAGUUUUGCUAUUUGAAAAGGGUGUUUUGCUAUUUGAAAACGGAGUUUUGCUAUUUCAAACAACCGACUCCAAUGUUUCUUAGUGCCAUCAGUGCAAUCAUGUUUCAUGCCAAGACAUCUCAGACACAUGAUAUACCAACUAAAUUACGGUAUUGAAUACCUUGGACUUGGAAAGGUCAUGUGGUACCAGCAAAAAAUAAGUACGCAGAUAGCAAGAGUUCCGCGUACCUACGUGGUACGUGGCUGAAAACAAAGAAGUACCAGACAGUAAUAUUGGCGUACCUGCGGUACGAAAGUACGCGAAUUAUCGCACCCUGUAUUAAAUAAUGCCCCAGUCAAACUAGAACAAGAGUUUCGUGAGAAGUGAGUGGAUAUUACCGCGCGAUAACGAAAACUCAUCAACUCUCAUCAAAACUUGGAACAGUUCAAAGUCAAUGAGAGUCGAACGCGAGCGAGAAUUGUAACUUUCGUCAACUUUUAUCAACUCUUACAGUUGUUUGAUCAAGGGUGUUAGGUUUGCACAUUACGAUUGAAAAGAUACAUGCCUAUUUUCUUGUGCGAGACAAUGGUUCGAGAUCGAGGCUAACAUGACAUUUCAUUAUAGUUUCCAGUGGGAACAUAUUGUCAGUCUUCAAUUCAAAUUAUUGUUUCGUCUAAACUCGUGUUUACUAUUUUUAUUCAUUUCUCUAUCCAGGUGUGGUAUUACAGUCAGUUAUCGCAUUCACUACGAGCGUUUUAUCGAUUAUUAUGGCAAAGCUCAGUAAGUGAACGAAUGAAAGACUUUAUUGUACGAGGGUAAACACUAAACAGUAAAACUGGUAGAGUUGUGGCCCUCUAAAUGUACAUAAAUACCGAUAUUUUAAGGCCUGAACUCACGGUGUAAGUUUUAAUUUAGAACCAAUAUUUUAUGGCAACCAGAAUCAACGACAACUCAGGAAGAUAUCUUCAACGCUCUUCAAUCCCACAUCAAUUCCAGUUUCUCAAGUAUUAAAGAUGCGUUUUUGGAGUUUGAUUACGUAAGUGAAAUGUAAGGCCGUCUGAGGGGUGGACCAUGGCACUAGGUAUCUUUGAAGGGGGGACCACUAGAUAUCCUUGAAGGGAUGAGGGGAAAUUUCUCUUGCAAGAAUUUUUUUGAGCUUUGUCGGAGAAGCUGUACAGGAAUUUUUGUAGUAUGUAUUUCUGUAUAUUCCCUUUUUUCUUUCCCUAAAUGUUUGCAUAUUUUUUUCUAAAAAUUCCAGUCUUUGCAUAUUUUUGGGGGAUCAACAGUACCACAACAGCCCAGCUAAAUUAAAAAGUGACCAACAAUAGGACGGUUGGAUGCUGUCUGGCUAGACCCUGGGUAAUUGCUUGCUGCAUACUGUAGAUAUAAGUGAUCAUCAUUUAUCUUUUUUUGUAGAACAAGGAUGGUAAGAUCAGUCGAAGUGAACUGCGUAGAAUUGUGGAAAAAUUCUCAUUCCGUCUCUCUGAAGAAGAUUACGCAAAGUUCAUGUCACGAGUUGACCCUGAGCACAAAGGAUAUAUAUCUUAUCACACAUUUCUGGAAAUCUUUGAAAGUAAACCCAAGGUUAAUAGCAUAAUUUUUCUUUAUUGACCUCCAGGAAGAACAGUUUAGAAGUGAUAUAGAGGUAUCCAGUAUAAAUAAAGUUAGUUUAGUCCAGUUUAGGUUUCCUCCUGUAGUAAUACUGGAUCAAUAAGAGGUGAUCCUUACUGGACCUCUAUGAAGAACAGUUUAGAACUGAUAGAGCUAUCCAGUAUAAAUAAAGUUAGUUUAGUUUAGAUUUCCUCCUGUAGUAACACUGGAUCAAUAAGAGAUGAUUCUUACUUGACCUCUAAGAUUAAGAACAGUUUAAAAGUGAUAGAACUAUCCAGUAUAAAAAACGUUACCUAAUGAGUCUUUAAUUUGUUUGAUUGUAGCAUGGUCAUCCAUAUUUGAAAGAACGUAAUAUCUCGAAACAAGUUUCUCCUCCAGCUGUAAAGACUUGGUCCACGGUGAGUUCCAACUAAUCGUCCAAAGGUUACGCCAAGCGUUACAGGGCAGCAUAUGCUCUGCCAACUGAGCGGCGAGGUUAAAUCGGUUCGAGUGGUGAUAUUUCGGAACUGAGUCUAGUUCCAUAGAUAUCAAUGUAUUCUAAGAUAUGAUACUUUGUGUGUGUUGGUGUUAUGUAUUGUAUGUAUUGUAUUGUAGUAAUACAUUCAUUAAAAGAAUGUGUUUCUAUUUUCAGGUGGAAGAGAUUCUUCGUAAUAAAAUCAAAGACAACUGGCAGUCAGUUUCCAAUGCCUUCAUUGAUGUCGACAUGAACAGAGAUGGUCAUUUAUCUCGGGAUGAGCUACGCAAGUUGUUAGAAAGAUACUGUCUACCCUUAACUGAUGAGCAUUUUGAAAUGUAAGUAUAAUGUCACCUAGUUCUGAAGUCGUGUUGUGACGUCACUCUUUCAGCAUGACGUCAUGCAACGUCUAGUAAUUUUAUAAUGAUGGCGUGAUCACAGCAGCGUCAUAUAUAUCUCUAGCUUGCUUGUUUGUUCAGGAGCAAAUAUUCAUGAGCAUUUUAUUCGUAGUUUUUAAUUUUUCCUACUUGGCAGGUUGUGGAGUUUAUGUGAUGAAAAUAAAGAUGGAAGAAUAUCUUUCAAUGAAUUUCUAAAUAAACUGGUGAGUAAUGUUUCUGGGUCUCCCAGGGAACAAGGUAUGUUUUGCAAUGGGAACAAGGGAACAAAGUCAUAAAUAUCAGGGAACAAUGAAACAUGUAAGUUGGGGGAACAAGGGGAACAUGGUGAAAUUUUUGUGGGGAACAAGGGAACAAAAUCAUAAGUAUCAGGGAACAAUGAAACAUGUAAGUUGGGGGGAACAAGGGGGACAUUGUGAAAUUUUUGUGGGGAACAAAGGAACAAAGUCAUAAAUAUCAGGGAAUAAUGAAACAUGUAAGCUGGGGGGACAAGGGGGACAUGGUGAAAUUUUUGUGAGGAACAAGGGAACAAAGUCAUAAAUAUCAGGGAACAAUGAAACAUGUAAGCUGGGGGAACAAGGUGGACAUGGUGAAAUUUUUGUGGGGAACAAGGAAACAGGAAACUUUUCCAAGAGAACUCGGGAACACUGAUCCCUGAGUAAUUCUUUAAACGUGGUGGUCCAGUGUAAGUAUUUCAGAGAUUACACUUCAUUGCCAUCUUCACUAAUGUUAAAUACUGUAUUACAGGGAGUUGAUAUCAUCUCGUCUGAUCUGCAUGGGUUUAGCAUGAAAAUCACGGACGAAAGUGAAGCGAGGGAAAGUUUUAUGAAACUAGAUCAACAUUUAAGGUAACAAGACAUUUAGUUAGAGCGCUGCACCGGAAUCGCAGGGUCGAUCUACCAGAGGAUGCAGUGUUGCAUUUUUCACAAGCGUUCCUGGUUAAGUAUAAAAUGUGGAUAUAUAUCGUCACUUAAUGAAAAUGAAAUGGUUUACAAAUUUUUGUAGGGGAGAUCGUGGUCCAGCUGAGAUAAGAGCGCGUCAAGCGGUUGGCAUACUUAGGGUAAUUAUGUUAAUGUCAUAAUUUGAAAUCACGCCAUUUUCUCUAUUUCUCUAUUACAUUUUCUCUAUUUUCAGUUCUAAAAUCAGUACUAACAAGGGACAUAAAUCUUAGUACUAAUUAUAAUCUCAGAAAUGCUGAUAUAAAUCUUUCAGUUCCUAAACCACGUACUGAAUAUUUAAAAAAGAGUUUUGGAUAUAGCGGGGCUGUUCUAUGGAAUAGUUUACCUACGCAGGCAAAGCAAACAGAAUCUUUAAGUAGCUUCAAAAAUUUGAUAAAAUAAUGUGUGCUACAGAGUCAGGCAUCGAAUAGUCUUGGGUUUUUAACUUUUUUAUCUACGUAUUUGUUAUUCUGUGUUAUUCUAUUUUAUAUUUAAUUUAUAUUAGUUUUUAGAAUGUAAUUUGUGUGACGCCCCUCAUGAAAAUCAUCCAUGGGUAAUGAGGGAAGCGUGGUUAAACGUGGUUUUAUAAUAGUUUAUACCUGUAAACCACAUAUAAAUCAUAAGUAUUCUCUAGUUAUAAUCACUCCGCGCAUUUUCAGUUCUAAAAUCAGUAAAAUGUUGUAUUUCGGCUGAUGAGAAAUAUCGUGACUCAAUCUUUACGACCAUAUGAAACCAGUCCUUACCUCUGGCUUAUAAUGGGUCGUUCCAGAAAAGAUCCACACUCCCCCCACGGAGGAAAUUUCUGCCGUCCGGAGGGGGAGGAGAGACAGAAUUCUUUCUGAUAAUAGUAAAUGUAUUAGGACAUCUGAAGGGGGUAGGGGGGUUAACUUCCAAUUUCCUCCAUGGGAGUGGUAUGGAUGUUUUCUGGAAUGACCCAUUCUCAUUUUGAUUUAUUCUCUCUAUUAAGAAUUACGUGAUGCAAAAGUCGACGGACUUGAGGAAAAUGUUCGUGAAAUUUGACUCGAACAAUGAUGGGGAAAUAUCUGGCAAGGAAUUCCGCAAGGUGAGAAAUCUUUGCCGGUUCUGCUGGGCUGAUAGCUCAUGCUUGCUCCUCGCUAUGACAGGGGAGAGGUGGGGACUGCCCCCUCUUCAAUAAUUUCAGAAAGCCUUUGAAUGAUAACUGAAUAACUCUGUAACAAAGCUGUCACAAUAAUUUUGCAAUCAUGAAAACAUUGGCAGGCUAUAGAUUAAGGUAUAUAUACCACAUGAAAUUUAAGGCAAAAAAGUUUAAAGAACUAAAGCCCAGGGCAAACUAGGAAACAUUGUUGCGGAAACAUUUGUGAUUCUCGAUGUUUCCUCAAAUGUUUCCAUGUUUGCCCACCCAUGGAAACAUUGUUGCAGAAACAAAAUUUGCUUCCCGGGAAGCAAAAAUGUUUCCUACCAACUUUAAGAACAUAUGAUGUUUCCCUAUGUUUCUCACUAAUGUUUUCGAGUGUUUGCCCACUCUGGGAAACAUGGCGAAACAUUGACAGGAAUCAAUGUUUCCGCAACAAUGUUUCCUAGUUUGCCCAGGGCUUAAGAUUUCCAGCUACAAAAAGUGGUCAUAUGUUGCUUACCUGACACCCCGCCCCCCCAAUAUUUUGCUAUAGUAUCCGUCAAUGAACAGGCAGCUUACCAUUACACAGAACUAGAUUUCCAGCUACAAUAAGUGGUCAUAAGUUGGCUGGCCUCCCCUCCCCUCCCGCAAUAUUUUGCAAAGUGUCCGCCACUGGACACACCUUUGCUCCCUGCAUUACACAGGCGUCAGAUUAUUUCUCAUUGUUUACAUAGAUUUUGGAAUCUCUUGGCCUAACCAUGUCAGAACGUGAAUUCGACAUUCUCUGCACACAGUAAGUAUAGCAUUCAAAUUUUGAUACAAAUUUUAUCGAUAUAACCUUUUAGGAAAGCUCAAAAACUCGAAGCUCACAACUUAUGGAAUCAAAUGCUUUCCAAGUGAGCCUCUGGUCAGUUAGGGGCUAAUCCCAACCCAUCCUGUCAACAUUCCGUAUAUGGGAAUCUCGUUUCAAAGUCGUGGAUUUUCCCCGCGAGUAAUCCAAGCCUUCAAGCGGAAGAGAUUAUUUCGCUGGCCUCAAAGACCCUUCUCCAAACACCAACUCUAACCCUAACCUAACCCUACUCCAAAUUUGUUUCUAAACCAAUCUUGAAGAAAAACGUUUUGACGAAAUGUCAUUGUGAGGUCAGCGAAAUAGUUGAUGCCCCUUCAAGCCCCGAUGUCAGUGACGAUUUUUCUGACGAUUGCGCCUCUGAUAAUUAUAAUUUUAUUUCCUUUCUCUCUAGGGUUGGAUUUUCUAACGGUACAUUAUUGUACAAUAAAUUCCUGAAACAUUUCCAAGGAGUGAGAUCUUCUCGAAAUAAUCUUGUAGACAAACCAAGGUAUUAUUGUCUGUUUCUACCUCACAGUACAACUCAAUCAAUUAACUUCAUCAGAUUAUUCUCCCAUUGUUCUCUCUUUGCAGAUAUGAACACAAAGAAGAUUCAGAUGCUUUAUUUUCUGCGGAAGAAGCCGAGGCUAGAAUUAAAUCAAAAUUACAACAAACAUUCUCGGUUAGUGAAUGCUUUCAGUAAGCUUUAAGCAAGUGUGAGAACGGCUUUGUAAUACUAAUUAAUUUUAAUUAGCACUGAUUCGUAUUAAUUAAUUAAUCAGGGUCUUCGAGAAGCUUUCUACAAAUUCGAUGAUAAUCAUGAUGGGCAAGUCACAAGGGGAGAAUUUCGUCGCGUUUUGAAAUUAUUUAUGAUCACGAUGACAGACGAUGAAUUUGACCGACUUAUGAAUAAAUUUGAGUUUGAAAAAGAUGAGACUCUGAACUACCGUGAGUUCCUGAAGAGAUUUGAAAAGUAUGAAAACAUUGAGAGUCAUGGCUGGCUGAAGGGGAAACGCAAGUAAGAUUAUAUUGUUUGUUGUGCUGUGUGUGUUUUGAUGUUCUCCAAGUAAUGCCCACACCAGACAAGUAGAAAACUACUUGAUCAUGGUGGGAUUUGUACUCAGGUAGAUUAUAUAUAUAUUGAAUGCAUGAUGUUCUCCAAGUGAUGUCCGCAUCAGACAAGUAGAAAACUACUUGAUCAUGGUGGGAUUUGUACUCAGGUAGAUUAUAUAUAUUGAAUGAUGUUCUCCAAGUGAUGUCCACACCAGACAAGUAGAAAACUACUUGAUCAUGGUGGGAUUUGUACUCAGGUAGAUUAUAUAUAUUGAAUGAUGUUCUCCAAGUGAUGUCCACAUCAGACAAGUAGAAAACUACUUGAUCAUGGUGGGAUUUGUACUCGGGUAGAUUAUAUAUAUUGGAUGAUGUUCUCCAAGUGAUGUCCACAUCAGACAAGUAGAAAACUACUUGAUCAUGGUGGGAUUUGUACUCAGGUAGAUUAUAUAUAUUGAAUGAUGUUCUUCAAGUGAUGUCCACAUCAAACAAGUAGAAAACUACUUGAUCAUGGUGGGAUUUGUACUCGGGUAGAUUAUAUAUAUUGGAUGAUGUUCUCCAAGUGAUGUCCACACCAGACAAGUAGAAAACUACUUGAUCGUGGCGGGACUCACUCGAUGAUCUUUAACCACUAUGUUGUUCUCUUAGUGCAGCGUCGGCCAGUGAAGUGGGGUAUGUGACAGCGGAGCAGGCAGAUGAGAUCAUGAAAACCAAGGCAACGCAACAGUGGGAUGAUAUCUCCAGAGCAUUUCGAAAUUUUGAUGAAGAUGGGAAUGGGAUUGUUACCAAAAAGGAAUUAAAGAAUAUUUUAUAUCGCUUCCAACUCUCCUUAACUCAGCUGGAAUUUGAUAAGCUAUGGAACCGGUUAGUUCACGAAAUGAAAUAUACGACUACGAAUGACCAUUAGAACACGGUUAAUAGAAUUAGAAUGACCAUUAGAACACGGUAGAUAGAAUUAGAAUGUCCAUUAGAACACGGUUAAUAGAAUUAGAAUGACCAUUAGAACAGGUUAAUAGAAUUAGAAUGACCAUUAUAACACGGUUAAUAGAAUUAGAAUGACCAUUAGAACACGGUUAAUAGAGUUAGAAUGACCAUUAGAACACGGUUAAUAGAGUUAGAAUGACCAUUAGAACACGGUAAAUAGAGUUAGAAUGACCAUUAGAACACGGUUAAUAGAGUUAGAAUGAUCAUUAGAAUAUGGUUAAAAAAUUAGAAUGGCCAUUAGAAAGACAGUGACUCGAAGUAAAAUCCUUGUCAACAGAGAAAUUAUACGAAUUUACUUUCAUUGCAUAAUUUCGUCCAGACUGAUCAUCCGUCUCCAGUAUAAAUACGGCCAAUUAGAACAGUUACUAGAACUUUAGUAAAUAAAACACGUGUUUAUUGAUUAAGAACAUGGGUUUAUUGAUUAAGGUACGAUACUGAUCGCAAUGGAUACGUGGACUAUAAGGAAUUUGUUGCAAAACUUGGAGUGGAGUUUGCCUCUGGAGAUACAGAUGGACACAGUAGAAGAAUUAUUGAUGAGAGUUAUGAUACGAUCAUGCCUGAGUUCAAGAAUAAGGUACUUAAUUCUCUCUAUAGAGAUCCAGUAAGGGUCAUCUCUUGUUGAUUGAUCAAGUGUUACUACAGGAGGAGACCUAAACUAAACUAACUUUAUUUACACUGGAUAGCUCUAUCAGUUCUAAACUGUUCUCCAUUGAGAUCCAGUAAGGAUCAUCUCUUAUUGAUUGGUCAAGUGUUACUACAGGAGGAAACCUAAACUAAACUAACUUUAUUUACACUUGAUAGCUCUAUCAGUUCUAAACUGUUCUCCAUAGAGAUCCAGUAAGGAAUGAAUCUCUUAUUGAUUGGUCAAGUGUUGCUACAGGAGGAAACCUAAACUAAACUAACUUUAUUUAUACUAGAUAGCUCUAUCAGUUCUAAACUGUUCUCCAUAGAGGUUCAGUAAGGAUCAUCUCUUAUUGAUUUAGUAUUACUACAGGAGAAAACCUGAACUACUGUAAGCUAACUUUAAUUAUACUGGAUAGCUUUAUCAGUUCUAAAUUGUUCUUCCCAGAGAUUCAGUGUUAUUAAAUGAUCCAGUGUUACCACAGCAGGAAAUCCAUGAAUGAAAGCCAUGUGCACUUAAUCACUCCAUGAACCAACUAAUAAUAAAAUAAUUGAACCUAAUUCUUUGUUUGUAGUACAGGGAGAAUGCGAGGAAAUCAGACGAAGUUAAGGAUGAUAGCCAAGUCAAUCUAGAGCGACAGAGACCGUUGACAACGGACGUUGAUAAAAAGUUGAGAGAAAUCAUCCUAGCAAGAUUUUAUAAGUUUGUCAAGGUGCAUAGAACAUCGUUUUAUUUUUUUUUUUUUUACUGUUCACGUUAGAUAUCAAAGAUUUAGCGUUCGAAAAGCAAGCCUCUGUAUAUUUUUGUCUCUCUUAGGCUCUGGUUGAAGCGGAUAUCAAACGCAAUGGCAGUGUCACGCGCACAGUUCUUCAUAAAAUCAUCAAUACAAAUGGCCUCCACAUUACUAACCAUCAGAUGAAUCAGAUUUGGAACACGUUCCCUCAGAAUGAAGACGGAUCUAUUCAGUAUAAAGAUUUUCUAUCACUUUAUACCAACACUAAAAAUACACCGCGAAGAAAUAAGUCUUCAACUGCAAGAACUCCACAGAAGGUACAUGUAAAGAUUUUAAAUACUUUUAUGUAAGUAUAUAAUAGCAUGCAAUAAAACAGUUAUUGGUCGGUAUCUUACAUCAUGGAGAGAUAAUCAAUGGCGGAAAUCUUGGUGGGGCGGGGGCAAACCACUUCACGGAAAAUUGAUGAACUUUCGUCAAUUUUCGUUUUAUCUUUUCGACUGCAAAUGAGAGGGGGGGGGGGGUGUCGGGAAUUUAAAAGUUUUGUUGGAAAUUAGAAGGCUUCCCCCCCUGCCACUGGAGAUAAUACAUGUUAUUGAAUGUAUACACACGUAAAAACGUGUUACAGGUGAAUUGUCACAUAUCUGUUAGUACUUGUAACAAGGUUGUUGCGAAGACUCGCUGCUGUCAGUGUCAGUUAAGCACGAUUACAUCAUGCAGUCAGAGGUUGUACGUGUUCUUCAACGUGCGCUAUCGUAGAAUUCAAUAUUGUAACAGACAUCUCCUGAAUUUGCUUGAAUGUAAACGCAACAAUAGAUAGCUGAAAUCGAUAAGUUCUUUUCAUUAGCAGCCAGCAAAUUCGAGAUGUGUUUUGUCAUAACUUAUAUCUUUUUUUAGUUCCAUACCAGGGUAAGGAGUGCCCCUUUAACGAAGCCUUCAACUCCGUAUGGGGUAUUUAGCCCUCCUGAAAGAAGACAUCUGUCUGACAGAAGAUCAACCCCAGCAGUUAGACCCAAGUCUGCAAUCAAGAUCUUGACUCCGCCUGGGUAUGCGAAAGAAAUUGAGAAACGCAUUAAGGAUAAGGUUUGUCUUGUCUACUGUAUUGAUGUUUUGAUGAUCGGGAAGAAGAAAAUUCAAUAUUUUUUUUCAUGAUUAACAAAAAUAGAAAUCUAAUACAUUUCUUUUUAUAGAUCUGUGAUAAAUGGCGAGAAUUAGAAAACAGUUUUUUGGAAUACGAUGUUUUGAACUCGGGAGUUGUAUCAUUACAAUCAUUCAAAGGUAAAAAUGAUCUGUAGACUGUACAUUUUAAAAUUGCAUUUUGGAAGCAAAGUUGACUCAUUAGUGAAGUUCUAAUUCUCUUACUUUUACUUUUGUUCCAUGUAUGUUCUUAUUGUUCUAAUUACUAGAUGUAUUAUUUGAUUGCAAUGUACCACUCACACCAGACGAGAUUCGUAUUGUUGGAAGAAAAUAUGAAGUUGGUAACACGGGAAGGUAUGUUGUUGCAAUUUGGUAAUCAUUCUCUUCCUAAUUGACGUUCUAAUGUGUUCGCUGUUUUAUUGCAGUAUAUCUUACAUGGAAUUCUUACGAAGUUUUCUCGAAGAUCAAGUGAAUGACCCGAGCGACAAAACUCUCUAUCGCUCGAAACUGCAACCAACUCGCAUUCUGGUAAGACAGCUUAAAGUUGACAUGUUUACGAUUUUAGUCUUGAAAUCUUGUUCCUGGUGUUAUGCGCACCAUAGAAUCCGCAGAAAGCACCAACGAUCGUAAAAACACACUGAUAUCGAAGGAACUAGACUGAGUUCUACAAUACCAUCAACUCGAACCGACCUGACCUUGUAGCUCAGUUGAUAGAGCAUUUUAAUGUCUCAGCUUCGAUUCCCACCAAAGUCAGGGUUCAAAGGUCUCAAGACCAAAGGACCAAAAUCUCAGGACCAAAGGACCAAAGUCUUAGGACCAAAGGACCAAAGUCUCAGGACCAAAGGACUCAGGACCAAAGGACUCAGGACCAAAGUCAAAGGACGAAAGUCUCAGGACCAAAGGUCUUAGGUUCGAUUCCCACCGCCGUCAAGCAAACUUUUCAGUUUACCCAGUGUGAACACACUCAUGCAGAGAAACAUCACAAACACAUUUAACUUGAGUCUUGUUUGCCCAUUUUUAACUUAAUUUCAUGUUUUAAUUAAUAGUAUAGUCCUGGUAAAACCACUGACCAAUUGCUGGCUCUGAUUGCAAGGUUACGUCAGCAAAUACGUCAUGAUUGGAAAAGCAUGCGCAGGUCAUUCAGGGUAAGCUUGUGAUUUAAUUUAACGCGUAGAAGACGUACCAGUCAGGACCUAUUUUUAUCAUUUCGGGAUUGUAUCCGUCACCUUAACUGCAAAAUUUCUCGAUUCCAGGCAUUGGACCAGCGCGGCAAUGGAACUUGUAGUACCCUGGCAUUCAGACACAUCUUGAGAAAAUACAAUAUUGAAUUUACUGAAGAAGAAUUCUAUCACCUGGUAACUUAUUAUGAUAAGAAUGUGAAUGGUAGGAUACCUUAUAACGAGUUUAUAGGAGCAAGUCUUGACUAG